Messenger RNA from Coregonus clupeaformis (lake whitefish), 1113 nucleotides. RefSeq lists its product as uncharacterized. NCBI's taxonomy places the organism in Eukaryota, Metazoa, Chordata, Actinopteri, Salmoniformes, Salmonidae. The transcript has 5 exons. The record is from RefSeq and is a predicted model, not a curated record. Bases 1 to 1113 code for a protein of 370 amino acids.
AUGGACGAGGCUGUUGCCAUCCCAUCUCAGUCACAGGAGGCUGCAGUGGUGACCUUCACUACCGUGACCCACAAGGAUGCAACCUCCCAGACCAGCCUCACCCUCAGCAGGGGAAAGAGAAGCUACCCAGACCUACACACCUUUGUGCAGGACAUGAAGGACGACCAUUGGAAUCUGCUGAGUGAGAAUAUGCGUGUCGGGAUGAGCAGACAUGAGUUUAGUGCCAAGUGCAUGGAUAUUGUAGCAUGGGUGAUGGAGUCUACAUCCACUGUGGUUGUUCCCGCCCUUGACCUCACCAUGCAGAUAGAGCUCUCUGAUUCGCCAAGCUCUUCUGGAUCAGGAAGUAAUGAGGCAGGAGAGGUGACCUCUCUUGGCCGCAGCGUCAGAUUCAGCUGUAGUGGAGGACCCAGCAAGUGCACCAGCGCCAGAACCGCCUGCAGCACACGCACUCCCACGCCUUUCCCCUCCUCUCACAGGUCCAUGACCUCUUUGCUGAGUGAGAACGAAGAGCGAUAUGUCUCCUCACCUGAGGGUGGCGAUAGAGAGAUGAGACACAGACCACACUCAGCACCACUGAGAUCUGUGUUUGGAAUCUCUGAGGACUCUGUCUUAGACAUGGUCCAGAGCGGCCAGUCGCAGAGUGACAUCGUACUGCCGCCGAAACGAAGUAGACAGGAGAAAUACAGACUUAGCAAAAUAUCAACGGACGGCAAGUUAAUGAUGGAUAUUGUCGAGUUGGUUAUAAACCUUCUCACCUCCAGAUUGGCUGAGCUAAUGCGAAGUGUCAGUCAGGGAACUCUAGAUCCGCUGACUGGAAGUAUCUCAGCAAGUCAACAGUUUGUCCAAGAGAUGCUAAGCAUGGCGACUUCUAAGAUGUAUUCCCAUGCCAUAGAGCAUAUUGCGCUCGGCCACAAGUCUCCCCUUGAGUUAGAGAGGGAGCUUGAGGCCAUCUUGGGUCCUCUGGCUGGACAGGUCAUAGUCAUCAUCAUAGAUAGCAUCACCAAGGCUAAAGCCAACGGAGGAAAUGAGGGGAGAGCGACCAGCCCCCUUGACCUAUUUUCUAACUGCCAUUUCGGCAGAAAUACAAAGCCUAGUGGUUCACAGAUCGGCUAG